Messenger RNA from Hemibagrus wyckioides, 2086 nucleotides. RefSeq names its product translin (gene tsn). Lineage: Eukaryota; Metazoa; Chordata; Actinopteri; Siluriformes; Bagridae. The coding region runs from base 224 to 907 and encodes 227 amino acids. The transcript has 6 exons. Gene Ontology annotation, molecular function: RNA binding; sequence-specific DNA binding; single-stranded DNA binding. The record is from RefSeq and is a predicted model, not a curated record. Gene Ontology annotation, biological process: RNA metabolic process. Gene Ontology annotation, cellular component: nucleus; cytoplasm.
GCGUCCGUCAGGGGCUGGCCAUUGAAGAAGAGCACGUUGAUGACUCAGAAAGGUUCUGCGCUUGAACUACAGCAGAGAAAGAAAGGCCAGAGCCGCAAUAUUACAGCUUGUGUUGAUUUAAUUUAGUUUCUUCUCCUGCCUCACAUCAUAUUUUAUACUUGAUUGAGCCAGUUACACUUGAGCUGCUGGUGAAGUCGCGCUGAAGAACUUCUGCGAGGUAGCCAUGUCAGUUACGGAGAUGUUCAGCUACAUCCAGGGCUUUUUAACUGCCGAUCAGGAUAUUCGCGAGGAUAUACGAAAAGUUGUCCAAAUGCUCGAGCAGACCGCCAGAGAGAUACUAACCAUCCUUCAAAGUGUUCAUCAGCCCAGUGGUUUCAAAGACAUUCCCAGCAAGUGUCUGAGGGCCAGGGAGCUGUUUUGCACGGUUCAAACCCACAUUGGUGAGCUGAAAACAAAGUUCCCUGUGGAACAGUAUUACAGGUUUCAUGAGCACUGGAGGUUUGUUUUGCAGCGCCUUACAUUUCUUGCUGCUUUUGUGGUCUAUUUGGAGAGCGAGUCCUUGGUGACACGAGAGGAGGUGGCAAAAAUACUUGGAAUUGAAGUGGACAGAGAUAAGGGAUUCCAUCUGGACCUUGAAGAUUAUCUAGCAGGGAUUCUUAUUUUGGCCAGUGAACUGUCGAGGUUGGCAGUCAAUAGUGUAACAGCAGGAGACUAUGGACGCCCUCUUCGUAUCUCAAAUUUCAUCAACGAACUUGAUUCUGGUUUUCGCCUGCUAAAUCUGAAAAAUGACCCACUACGCAAACGCUAUGAUGGUCUCAAGUAUGAUGUGAAGAAGAUUGAAGAGGUAGUGUAUGAUCUGUCAAUCCGGGGCCUUGCUAAGGAGCAGGAAGCCGGGGGAGAUAAGUAGAGGCAGUAGAGGAACAGAAGAGGCCGUGGGGCAAAUACCCUGGCUGGGAUUCUCCAUGAGUGCAAGAGUGGAGACUUAACCUGCCCGUGGGCAGGCACAUGGAGGAAGAGAAGAUCAGAUGGAAGUGUUGAAGCCCCAGUAGCCUUUGACAGCAGUGUGGAUUUUGUAGUCAACUGUCUGUCCUAGUGGAAAGCUGUUUUAGGCCUGAGAAAAACGGGAGAAGCUGUUUCUCACUAUUGUUGAGAGAGGUUUACUCAUGUACAGUUCAUCUGUAUGCUUGGUUGGAUGUGCCAUUUUGCUGUUCUUUACUGGUUCUGUGUUGGUCAUCUCAUUUGUAAAGCAUUGUAUAAACAUUGGCCAAGGUUGAUGUUGGGAUGAGGUGAUUUAAAAUUUUAAGUUUUCUUCUCAAUUUCACUGAAGUCUGUAAUAUAAUUGUACUGCAAAUGAAAGUGUGUUAUGGCUAAAACUCUGGACUACAGUUGUUUUUUUUUUUUUUGUUUGUUUUUUGUUUUUUACUGUUUUAAGUAUGUACAGAUGUGUUGAAGUUAGGUGAAGUAUAAGUAUACCUUAUACCUGUCUACAGGAAUGAGUAGAGUGGAUAAAAAUGAAUGAUUUGUCUAAACUACACAAAACUGCUGCUUUUGAUUUUUUUUUUUUUAUUGAGUGGGGCAGUAGCUGCAGACAUAUUCACAGAAAUAUCAGUGCACACAUUUCUCAAUGUUCUCUCCUAGCACUAAAUGUGAAGGAUGAUUAUGGAGAGUUUUUAGUCCGAAUGUUUCUGCAAAAAUAAGUUUUGCAUAUUUGUUGUCUGGUGAUUGAUUCUUGAAAGAGCCAACAAUAUUCUUGUAUGAAGGUGACUGUACUGCGUUAUUUUUGCAGUCUUGCCCGAGUUCUUUUGCAAAACUUAUCUAUAAAUAAUGUUAGACUAUUACAUGUUCUGUGAUCUGAAGACAGCAGUUUUGCAAAAAAAUCACUUCUCAUAAUCACCACAUGCCAAAAGUACCUUUUUGUUUACUUAUAUUUCACUGGUGUGUAAUCUUGAGCUAUACAUGUGAGCAUGUGAUUGGCCUGCUUUAUAAGUGUACGCUUAGUACUGUUACUGACACAACGCAUGAAGUACCUGUUUUGACUUCAACACUCGUCCAAAUGUGUCAGCAGUAAAAAAAAUAUGCACUCUUU